AUGAAUUCCCUCAAGGUGUUGGUAAAUUCAUUGGAUGAACUCUACCCCAGUAAGAAUGAGUACAAGCUUGGGGCCGAAUACCAGAAUGAAGUAACGAAUAACGAGAUCGAGGAAGGAGGAGAGAUAGGGCAUGAAGGGGAGAAGGCUGCAGACCAAAACCUGAGUCCAAAAUCUACAUACUUGGCGUUGAUUAUCCAGGUGAUUUUCUUCUUGCCCAAUUAUUUGCUUGUGAAGCCAUUGAUCUUUAUCUGGUUGUUGAUUACUUACCCAUUUACCCAUUUGUUUAAACAACGAUCGGUAUCAAGCGAAUUGAUUGGUUCAGGGAGAAACGAGAAUAAUCUAUCCAUUUCUAAUGACAGGGUGUCUGACAUGCCGUCAGCCAUUAACGAGAAGACAGAAUUACUCAAACAGGAGAAUAUAUUGGCGAAUAAUAUUAAAUCGCCUACAUCUUCAUCAAAAUACAUUAUACCUCCACCACAGAGAUUAUAUCCUCUUUCACGGAAUCCCGGAAAGAAGCGCAGAAAAACAUUGAUAUUAGACUUGGAUGAAACAUUAAUUCAUUCAUUAUCGCGUGGUUCUCCUCGUUCAUUUAGAGGUGGCUCCACUCAUACAAUCGAAAUCAAAAUCAAUAAUGUCUCCUCUCUAUACUACGUUCACAAAAGACCGUAUUGCGAUUUUUUCUUAAAGGAAGUUGCGAAAUGGUUUGAUUUACAAAUUUUCACGGCAAGUGUUAAAGAAUACGCUGAUCCCAUAAUAGAUUGGUUAGAAAGCGAUAUUUCACCAUAUUUGACGAGCAAUCACGAUCGCCAACAAGGCAUUAGUCGGCAGGUUUUCACAAAGCGAUACUAUCGUACCGACUGUUCAUAUAGACCUGGGGUUGGCUACAUUAAGGAUUUGUCUAAGUUUUUCCCCCGUGAUGACGAUUUGAAAAAUGUGAUUAUCUUAGAUAAUUCUCCAAUAAGUUAUGCUUUACAUGAGGACAAUGCUGUAAUGAUCGAGGGGUGGAUAAAUGACCAGAACGAUCGUGAUUUGCUAAACUUAUUACCUAUGUUACAUAGUUUAAGUUUGUGCAUUGAUGUCAGAUUCAUUUUAGCUUUAAGAAGUGGUGAAAAGGUAUUCGAAAAAUAA
Molecule: messenger RNA, 1128 nt
Organism: Debaryomyces hansenii CBS767
Lineage: Eukaryota; Fungi; Ascomycota; Pichiomycetes; Serinales; Debaryomycetaceae
Product: Nem1-Spo7 phosphatase catalytic subunit
Exons: 1
Coding region: 1-1128 (375 amino acids)
Molecular function (GO): protein serine/threonine phosphatase activity
Source: RefSeq, a predicted model, not a curated record